Molecule: messenger RNA, 3606 nt
Organism: Puccinia triticina
Lineage: Eukaryota; Fungi; Basidiomycota; Pucciniomycetes; Pucciniales; Pucciniaceae
Exons: 7
Coding region: 1-3606 (1201 amino acids)
Source: RefSeq, a predicted model, not a curated record
AUGCCCAAACCAAAGAAGCGUCAACCGCCUGUCAAAAUUGCCUCAACUGAAUUUAAUCCUGACGAUCCCAGAAAUCACAAAGAUGGCCUCUCGCAGUUCAUUUGGGAUGUCAACCCCGAUCAUAAACUACCAAAAAGUCUCAAGAAUCGUCAAGCAGAGCGGGCCCCUGUAUCACCAACCCCAAACUCCCGCUCGUCUCUCUCCUCAGUGGAGACCUUGCCAGCAAAAUCACCCGAUCACAAGAACGCCCCACCUGCAAGAAAAGCUCGCCCGGCAAGGAACACCCGAUCACCGGCCAAGGCUGCUCAAUCACCGGUCCGGACAGCUCAAUCACCGCCAAGGCCAACUCAAUCACCGAUCACCGGCAAGAAGGGCUGUUGCUGUUUGUGGGAGGUCUCGAUCACCGGCAAGAACUCCUUCAAAAACAAACAGGUCAGCCAAGCGCAUCCCUCUGUCAAUCUCGCCUUCCCCCACAGCCUCUACUCGCGGACGCUCUCCGGCAAGACCAUCGAAGCAGGCCAUUCUCAACGUCAGAAAAAAAAACCACGGGUUCAAUCUGCGAACAAACGGACAAAACACAAGCCUAAGUCUUGUGAUGAGUGCUCCUCCCAAGACGAAUCCAAAUCCAAAGACUCCUUGCCUACAGAAUCCUCACUAUCUGAUGAAUCGUCCCAAGACCCGUCCGGCUCCCAGACCAGCAACACCGAAUCUGAUCGGGACAACCGAGCGUCCCACGACCCGUCCGGCUCUCAGACCAGCAACACCAAGUCUGAUCAGGACAAUCGAUCCAAUGAGGCUGAUCGAGGACACAAUAAGCCCAUCCCGAAGCGCGAUAUGCGUAAGGUAACUCGGAGCCAGAGCCACAAGAAAACCGCGAAACAACCGUUGAAAUCAGCUCUCACCGUUAGAAAGAAGACCAACAAGGAGCGCAUUGAAGAUAUCCAAGCAGACGUCGAAGUGCGUUACAAAGAUGGACCCCGUUAUCACACCCGUUCCAGGCAACUACCUGCGUCAUUUGAUCACCCGCCUCCAGACCAUUAUCAGGCCGCCCCCAAUGACCUUUGCUACGUUGAAGAGGGACUCAAGGACCCAAAUAGUUAUGCUCGUCCCACGAUCUCCCCCUUCCUACUGCUCCCGCCAGAUCGUGAUCAUCAACAGCAAGAUCUUCCUAUCCCGCCAUCACCAGCUCAAAAUCCCUAUGACCCAUGUCCCAAACGCCGGAGGUACGUUCGGUUCUCAGGAGGACAUCCAAUGUACGCAACCCCAGGCCUUGAUCACCACGGCAAUCAACCUCAGCCGCAACCUUCUGAAUGGUGUUUCACCCCCGCCUCAAUUCCCUUUGGUCCAACUCCUGCCGAAACCCAGUGCCCUAGCGAUUCUUACUCCUAUCAGGCCACCCAAGCCCAGGCUAAUGUAGCGCCAACUUACGCCCCAUCCUACGGAUAUUCGCCGCAGUCGUUUGACCUUCCUGCCAGCACAUCCUUGCCAACACAUUUCACUCAAGCCAACCAAUUCCAGUCUAAUGUAACCCAGCGCCCCACUUCUUACUCUUACCAGUCCACCCAGCCCCAGGCUAAUGCAGCCCCAACCUAUCCUCCGUCCUACGGAUAUCCCCAGCAGUUGUUGGACCCUCCUGAGAUAAAAUCCUCGCCCACACAUUUCGAUUAUACCCCUCAGAGAUUUGGAUAUGUGAGUGAGACCCCUCAGGGAUUUGGCUAUACCCCACGACCUGCAAGGGACCCAAAGCCACGGGUGCCAAGUGGUCCGACACCUUUCGACUAUUCACAGUACUGGAACCCUAUUACGCAAUCUUACUUGACGUCACAGGGACCAACAUUUUCCUUGCAGAAAGAUUCAAGCUCGAAUGGUCAGCCAGCAAGCUCGAAAGGCCAGUCAUUCAGCUUCACUUGUCCUUCGAGUACCCAGGAAACAGCGCCACCACUCCCCCAGGAAAAGCCGCUGCCACCGCCGCCCAGGGGAUCAGGCGAAUUUGCGCCAACACCUCAGCCUAUCCCCUUUUCAGCGCCGCCGCCACCGUUGAUCCAAUCUGUCCCGGCACCAGCCAAUCGAUUCGGCCAGUCAGCGCUGGCACAAUCUAGCACACCAACAGGAUCUGGCCACUUUGUCCAGACAGUGCCGAUACAGUCUAGCCACCUUGCCCAGUCCAAACGAGUUGGUCAGUCAGUGCCUACAUCUCAGCCUAGCACCUUCGGCUUGUCUGUGCCAGCGCCACCGCCCUGUCAAUCCGGGCACUCAGGGCCGACAACUCAGCCUAGCACCUUUGGCCAGUCAGCGCCGCCGCCACCUUCCAGUCAUUUUGGCCAAUCAGCGCCAACAAGCACCUUUGGCCUGUCUAUGCCAGCGCCACCGCCCUGUCAAUCCGGGCAGUCAGUGUCGACACCUCAGCCUAGCAUCUUUGGCCAGUCAGCGCCGCCGCCACCGUCCAGUCAAUUCGGAGCGCGAACAAGCACCUUUGGCCUGUCAGUGCCUCCGCCACCGCCCUGUCGAUCCGGUCAGUCAGUGUCGACACCUCAGCCCAGCAUCUUUGGCCAGUCAGCGCCGCCGCCACCGUUCAGUCAAUUUGGCCAAUCAGCGCCAACAUGCCAACCCAUCACCUUUGGCCAGUCCACACCGCCGGCACCUCUCCGUCCCUCGCUGACAUUUCAGAAUAGUCUUGUCGGCCAGCCAGCUCCUCCGCCACUGUACAGUCAAUCCGGGCAGUCAGCGCCAACACCUCAGCCUGGUCUCUCCGGCCAGUCAGCGCUGCCGCAGUUUGGUCAGUCUUUUGGCCAGGCUCUCCACCCCACUUCUUUUGGCCACUCCUCGCAUGCAGCUUCCAUCAAACCAACCGUGGCGCCCAUGAAUGCGCCCAUGAAUAAUAACCCCUUCUGGGAUCCGACGACAGUACCACUCAAAUCAGCUCUUAAACAACGCACCUUGGUGACUCAGCCUCAUCUUUGGGCUGAAAAGGCUGAAACCGAAUUCUUAGGAAACAAUCAAGAUUCACCGGUUCAUCCUCAGCUCCUUCCCAUCCCGGCAACACCCAAGGAAGCGCCGGCGCCAUCCCCCGCAACACCUGUGACUCCACCCCCAACUGCUCCCCCUGCACCAGUCGAACCACCGCCAGCAACUCCAGCAAGUACUAUUCCACCUGCACCAGUUAAACCACCUAGUGUGCCACCUGCGCAAGUCGAAUCAUUGCCACCUGUACCACCACCUGCACCAGUCAAACCAUUGCCACCUGCACCUCCACCCUCCCACGAGCAGCCGCCUGCACCACCUGCGCCUCCACACAAGCGGCCAACCUCACCUCCUGCACCUCCACCCUUCCAUGAGCGGCCAGCUGCAGCUCCACCCGGCGAUGAGCGGCCACCUGCACCACCUGCACCUCCACCCUCCGACAAGCAGCCACCUGCACCUCCACCCUCUGACACGCGGCAACCUGCACCACCUGCAACCAUGAUGACACCCCUCAAACCAUCCUCACACAGUCCAUUGGUCCAGCCACCUGCCUCCCAUCCUCCUCUACCUAUGAUAUCCGCCACUGAAUGUCUGACUCAUCCUGUUCCCAAUACUCCACCUAUCUCAUCCGCCACCUCCACCUGA